AAAUUUCAUGUCAUGCCACACAUCCCUCCACCGCAACAUAUCAAUACCAAGACGGUGAGCGGUUGCAGCAAUUUCACCGGUCGCGAACCAGGGACCAGUGCUGAGGCUUGCUGCCAUCACCUCCUCCUCGUUGCUUACCUGCACCGAUUCGCUACGAGCCCUUCUUCCCUCCUCCCUCUACGUCUCGCUUGUUUCAUUCUGUUGGAUGGCCCGUAUGUGGGGGCACGAUGGUACAUUGCAAUUUCUGGCGGUGCCAGCCUCCCUGCUCGAGACUACUCGCCAGACAAUCUGAGAUCAAGUCCGUUUAGUCGUGUCGUGUUCGACAUGUCCGCAGCAUGUGCUUGCCAUAGCGUGCUAACGCGUAAUACUCGGGCUUUUCGUCCCGCGUCGAUGCGCAACCGGGGUAAUCAUCCCCUACGAUGACUCUCUCGUGUCCCUGAAUCCGAUGUCUUGGUAGAGAGCGACGAAGAAGCGUGAGCACCAAGCCCACGACCUAUCAAGCGCUUGUCUGACCCUCCUUCUGCCGUAUAACCUAGUCACCCUAGCACACCAGUAUUGCCUGCGGUACUGCACUCUCGACUUGAUGUCUCCAAAGCUUGCCAUCCAAACACGCCCCUCCAACCUAGCGGCGCACGAGGUCGGGAGCCGUCUCGCCAGGUCGAGAUCGAGAUAAGGUCGUGGGGAUCCACGGUUGCGACUGGCGGCAAGGCUUCUUGUUAUCCAAGGUUCUCAACUCACAUGAAUGCCCACUAUAUACUAUGACGCCCACCCUGUGGACGGACACUUAUCCUCCUUGGUCUAGCUCGUGCGGGGAACGAUGGCUUCUAGCAACGGCUCCCUCGUCCAUGGGCCAGGUGUGGUUCGUUGUUCUGCCUCGAUCUCCUCUCGAGCACAAAGUCUUCACCAAACACUCACGUUCCGUUGGUCGAGUUUCAGUCUUGGUGUGGGGUAAAUGUGCACGGUAGGUGCCGAGGAUUGGGUGGAUUGGGGUGUCUAGAUGUGCAGUAGCUACCAUCUUGCUUAUGGCCUUGACAAUGGCCAUGCAGAGCCCUAUAUGGCCUUGGUCGGGAUCUGUUAGAUUUACAAGGCGUCGGCACUUGCACACUCUGCACGCGAUGGGUGAAAGAGGCUUAUCUCUUCGCCCUCGGUCGGAUAAGCAUGUGGUUUCUCCGGAUAGGCUUUUGCGUUGGUAGUGUGUUUUACCUUUCAAUAGUUGCCUAUCAGAUUCAUAUUUUGGCCAGCGCAGAGCAAGACAACAAGAAGGCGUCAUCAUCUCGGGAGAAGCAGCAAAAAUAAAAAGAUUCCUCACGUAUUCGCUGAGGAGAAUGCGCUGCACUGCCACAUAUUCUUCGUACUUGGCGCUAAUUAUAGCACAGGCUCGCGUGGCAUCCCCAUCCAUCGAUCCCGCACCCCCCAGCACGAAGAACUCGUGAGCGCUGCAGACGUCAUGAUACGGUUGAACUUUGCACGGCCACAGGCGCCAAAAAGAACCUGCCCAGAGACCCAGACUGUGCGGCUCCACCCUUGACCAUGCUCCGUGUUUGUUGACAAGGGA
Molecule: messenger RNA, 1555 nt
Organism: Periconia digitata
Lineage: Eukaryota; Fungi; Ascomycota; Dothideomycetes; Pleosporales; Periconiaceae
Source: the annotation of a GenBank genome assembly